ACUCCAGCUCUUGACCACGUCUUGUUGAACUGUGUCUAAUUGUCGCUCUCCUUUGUUUUACUGAACCUUUUAGUUGAUUAGAUCUUGCCAAUAUGACGAAAAAUACCCAAGUAGAAGUUAAAGAUCGUCCUACGGAUCGCAAGCGUUCUCGUUCGGAUGCCAGGGACUCAGAGAAGAACCCCCCUCAAGCACCGAGAACUAGCAGGUCUGCCUCCGCAGUCUCUUCGUCUCUUCUAUAUGAACCGCCAUCGGAUGUGAUUCCAGUCGCACCUUUACGCCGACGCGUCAAUCCAGCAAGUCUUGCUCACCGUCUCGGACCAGAACUCGUCGCGGAACUGGAAUCCUUGAUCAAGCCUGGGUGUACUGAAAUGCCUUCCUUUGCUGCCCGCCAGGCAGUCCAGAAGCGUUAUAUGGUUGAUCGAAGACAUAUAUACGAUUGGUAUCAUACAAAAGGCUUGAGGGUCUCGAGCAAAUCAGAGAAGAGAUCUGCAGUCAUGCACAUUGAACAGGAGGAGACUCGUUCUUUGAGACCUCGUUUCCAGAAGAAGCUAAGAUCUGUACCAGAUGGCGCGCAGGUGGAGGUUGCCUCUGGUUUUUCAGACAGUACGUCUUCUACACCCGUGUCCACGCCUGUCGCAUCGUGCACGCCCUCGGAUCUCUCGGCUUCAAACCCACCUUUGCACUACGACUAUAGCGGGAUGCAUCUCUUACCAUUUCCAAUUCAUUGCUUCUUUGAGUCACCUUCAGAUCCUGCGCUGCACACCAGCAUCCAGGCGCAAGGUAGCAAGCCUCUUUAUACCGAGGAUUUGGAACCUUCUGGACGUCGUGUCCACAACUGGUCUGCCCCUUCGCACCUAGAUCGUACCACUCACUGGGUGGCCGAAAAUCAAAAUCAAGGCCGGCGCUUCCACUAUGAGUCAAACAAUAGUCUUCCCUUCCUGCAACAUGAGCACUACUUCGACGAGAACCUGAAUCCUUUCCUUCCCGUGACCCAGGAACAGUCGCUUCCGAAAAUACAACGUGAAGCUUGUUACCAAUACCUGUCUGAAGCCGUCGGACCUGCCCAUGGAGUUCAAGAGUCUGUUGGAACCUAUCGUGCUUACAUGACCCAGCAAGUCAGCACGUACUACGAUCGAAUCCUUCCUGAUCAACGUGACUCCGGUCAUCAAGUUCACUCAAAUCAACGCAUGAACCCUGUUCCUGUUCCCGUCCCGGCCACGCCUACCGGUUUGCCUGUGUCUACAUCGGUAAUUCCCCCAUCUACUCUUUACUCUGGAUCCAUUGCCCGACCUGUUACAUACCAAACCCUGCAUCGCUGCGCGUCUGAAUCUCUACAAACUCCUCAAGGCAAGCCUUCUACUCCCAAUCUCGAAUACAGCAACUGGCUUCUUCACAACUCGCAAAUUCAGCAAUUCGCUGCUACCGCUUCUGCGCCCCUUACUCCUACCGUAUCGUCUUCUGUGUUCUCUACUCCUUCCAAUGCCAACUCUUCGAUUAACUGGUUAUGGAACACAUCGCAAAACACAAGCGCAGGCGACUCCUCUGGAAUUUCUCUUGAGAUAAGCGACAUUUUGGAGAGUCCUGUACUUCGCACGAGGCAAAACACGCGCAACGAUGUCGGUUCUCCUUGCUCUAUCGCAGCCACAAGUCUAGCUAAAAUCUCGGAGCUGAUGGAUCAAAUACCGACUGCCCCACCGUCCUCUCUUGUCAAUUCGCCUACGCUUACGGAGGCUAGAAACCCGAUUGUAGACGGUUUCAACGAUGAAAUGAUGCUUCUGGCAGAACCAUUCGAUCCCACUAUUCGACGCGCUGCUAGCUUUUCUAUGAGCCUCCGCGCUGUCAAGACCGUCGACAACGCCAUGGCGGCAUACGAGUGAAAAAAAAACUGACUCUUACUAGACACUGAUGGUCUGUACGAGUGCGCUUUUCUACAUUAACUUGACAACGCCUUUCUCCGAAUUCGUAGUGUAUUCGCUUCUAAUGGAGGCGUGUCGCCUAAUCCAUACCCGACGCCAGCACCUUAUUCCCAUCGCUAUCCACCUUUCUCUAGUUGUAUGAUACGGGCUUUCCCCUUCCUUUGUGAUGUCUCCCCUUUGUAUUGUUCGCUCAACUUGUCUGGUGUUCUGGUCUUUUUUUGAUAAAUUGACCUUGUAAAUAGCGCCAUAUACUCUAUCGAGACUGCAUACAGCGUCCGUUC
Messenger RNA from Somion occarium, 2197 nucleotides. NCBI's taxonomy places the organism in Eukaryota, Fungi, Basidiomycota, Agaricomycetes, Polyporales, Cerrenaceae. The record is from the annotation of a GenBank genome assembly.